GCCUUCCCGGGCCGCCACGGCGGUGGACGUACCCGACCGAGUUCGCGAAGGUACAGACAUAGCACUGCAUCAUUGAAGCCAUGGCAUUCUACACUUCCAACCGAAACCAGCCCGUUCGCUCUCGCCCAUCGGAGCUCGACCUCUCCCCAACAUCCUCCCGCUCCGCCACCCCGCCAGGCACCGCUUCGUCCAGCUCCUCCACAUUUCUCACCUCCUCCGUCUCUAGCCUCUGGGGCGGUUUCAUGCGCCGCUUCUCAAGCGAACCAUCGGCGGCGACGUCAAAUCCUCCUGGAAUGCCCCACGCACGCACAUUUCAAGCAGACGGCAGGAACAAGCAGCAACACCACCACGGCCAGGGGAACGGCGUUGACGGCGUAUACACUCCCCCACACAUCCUCCAGGCCCGCCGCACAGCAUCACCAAUGCGCCCACCGCCGCUGGAGCCCUUGCGUCUGUCCGGGUUCUCGGAGGACACGAGACCGGAUGCCCGGCUGCUGACCGCGCCGAUCGCAGAAGAGAUCCGGAUCAUGGUGCCGGCCCGGCUGGGAAUCGUGGACGAGUGGAAGCUGGUGUACAGUCUCGAACAGGACGGCGCUAGCCUAGCAACACUAUACGAGAAAUGCGCGCAGUACCAAGGUGUGAGGGUAGGAUUCGUGCUCUGCGUGAAGGACUGUGAUGGCGGUCUCUUUGGCGCCUACCUCUCCGAUUACCCGCACCCAGCACCCAAGUACUUUGGCACAGGUGAAUGCUUCCUCUGGCGCGCCUCGGUUCUCUCCCGUCCUCCCCCGCCGCCCUCCAUCAUCGACAACGAGAGCAGCGGUAACUCCAACCUCCGAACAACCACCAUCCGCGCCGCCUCUCCUGCCCCAAGGAAUGCCAACAUCACUCCUAAUUCGAGAAGCCCAUCUCGCACCCCAACACCGCAACCGAUCCGCUUUAAAGCAUUCCCCUACUCGGGCAUCAACGAGUACUACAUGCUCUGCGAGCCGCAUUUCCUCUCGCUCGGCGCAGGCGACGGCAAAUACGGGCUAUGGCUAGACGACUCGCUCGAGCGGGGCGUCAGCGCGACGAGCCAGACGUUUGGGAACGAGCCGUUAAGUGACGAGGGUGAGAAGUUUGGGGUCUUGGGAGUGGAAGUUUGGGUGAUCGGUGCCUAAGGUCCGGGCUGAUUGCGGGACGACGGACAAAGAGAAAUCAAGGCGAACAAAGCAGACGGAACACAAGAGGCGAACAAAGGUCCAUGGGAGUGGUCCUAGAGGUCUGGGAUCUCAAAGGCCAGUUAGUCAAACAUUGGCGAUUCUGG
This is a messenger RNA of Thermothelomyces thermophilus ATCC 42464, 1303 nucleotides long. RefSeq lists its product as uncharacterized. The transcript has 2 exons. Gene Ontology annotation, biological process: response to oxidative stress. The record is from RefSeq and is a predicted model, not a curated record. Lineage: Eukaryota; Fungi; Ascomycota; Sordariomycetes; Sordariales; Chaetomiaceae. Gene Ontology annotation, cellular component: nucleus. The coding region runs from base 81 to 1157 and encodes 358 amino acids.